Molecule: messenger RNA, 1491 nt
Organism: Priceomyces carsonii
Lineage: Eukaryota; Fungi; Ascomycota; Pichiomycetes; Serinales; Debaryomycetaceae
Exons: 1
Coding region: 1-1491 (496 amino acids)
Source: RefSeq, a predicted model, not a curated record
AUGAGCUCUUUGGAUUUAGGUUUCAUACAAGUAAAUCAGUUAUGCUAUAGGUUUAUUACACUCUCUCAAUCUAGUCUUGAUGAUAAUGACGAGAGGUAUCUUAUAAAUUUGGCAACUGAGUGCCUUGAUUUAAUGGACCACUAUAAUGCAUUGCAUCCCAGUUACAAAGUGUUGGUCACUUUCUUAGAAUCUAAAUCAAUAAAAAAGUACAAUUCUGAAUGGAUUAAGAAGGUUCAAGAGGUAAGCGAUGAUAUUUUCCUGAAAGGGAAGCAAUGUCUAGUGGAUCUUGAAUCGAGUAUUGAUCUCUCAAAUAUCACAACACUUGAGGUUCUUCAAAAAGUUAAAAGCACAUUGAUCUCGUUAAUUAUUCAAACACAAUAUCAGGAUGCUCUCCAGAUCUUAAGCGAUAUAUCCUCGUUGCUUCAAUUCACGUCACAACCUUCAGAUUAUCAAGCUGUUCAAAAUAAUGCUUUCAUUGAAUACUACUUUUAUCAGUAUAUAACUAAGCUAUUCAGUUCUGCUUGGUCUCCCGAUGAGCAAGACAAAUUAGAAAAUUUCCAGCGUCCUGGCAGUGCUUAUUUUGAAUUUGGAAAUACAAGGUCUCAGGCAAGCUCUUUUAAAAUGUUAAGAGAUAUUGUGAAUAGGGUUUCGUUUUAUUACAAUAAGAAUGAAUUCUUUUUAACUUCAGAAGGAAGCUCUGCUCCAACCACUGAAUUGAAGUAUUACUGGAUCAUAUCAUGGUUCCAUUCUACAAUUGCAUUUAAAGGGGGAAAGUUCGUGGAUUAUGUGAAUGAUAUCGAUACGAUUUUAGCAACACCAUCUAUCAAUGGGCUCACUCCUUUAACCGUGCUAAGUGAGCUUCCAGUAUUAAAAUCCAACAUCUUGGUGCUACUUGAGAUCUCUAUGAUUUGCACUAGACCCUUCAAAGCCCUAUCUUUAGCUGAAGAGAAAUAUGACAAUGUUUUGGGCUUAUUAGAAUCUACAGAGGGAAGUUUGGAAAAUCAGAUUUAUCUUGAUAUUUUACUCCCAUUAGCAGAAACCAAGUAUAAAAAUGCUAAAAUUCUUUUCAGUGAUGAAAUGUUUAUUAAAAUGUUUGAGGGUUCUAUUGGUUAUAUCGUGCCACUUUCAGUGUUCAAAGGUUCGGGUUCAUUUUUAGACUAUAUCAGGUCUAUCAUAGACUUCAAAAGUUUUUUAGUUAUCAUAUCUGUGAGCAAGCGAAUUCAACGAACAAAACUUCUAAAGAUACUUGGAUAUGAAAACGAUGAUAAUAAUUCACAAACUUUUCAAAAACUUCUAAUAUUAAUAGCGGCCUUGAAUUUAGGAGAAUUAGGAAUUGGAUUUGAUUAUCAAGGAGACUAUUUCUAUAAUUAUGAAUCAAAUUUAACUGAAAAGGCUCUAUUCGAGAAGCUCCACAAUUUGUCGAAUAAUUUAGAGGCAGAAAGUAUAGCCAAUAUUAUGAAAGGAGUGUUACUCGAAAAAUUUUUCAGUUGA